AUAAUUCCAGCGUCUGAUUGUAAAAAGAGAUCAUCAGCAAGAAUGUCAAGUGUUAGUAGCUAUGUGGUUUGCUCCAAUUGUGUUCGUUCUCUCCGCAAACGCAGUCUCUUCGAGACUUCCUCUUACACUACACGCCGUUCCUUCCCCUCCUCGUCGCCGUUUCACUCUAAUUCACCCCAAAACGAUGCGUUUCGAAGUCACACACUCACUCUCUCAUCAUCAUCAUCAUCAUCAUCAUCAUCAACAACCCUCUUCUCCUCUCUUACAGACUCUGCUGCUUUGCCUUUCGACCUUUCCCCUCCUCCCAUUGACCACGACCUCCUCGACACUGUGAGAGGUGGGGGGGCGGAGGUGUCAGAAGAUGGAAUAAUUGAAACAUUCAAUAAUGAUGACGAAGCAUUAGAUGCAGUUGAUAAUGGCGUUGUGGUUGUGGACCUUUCACAUUAUGGCCGGAUAAGAGUCAACGGAGAAGACCGUAUUCAGUUUCUUCAUAACCAAAGUACUGCAGAUUUUGAAUGCCUUCGGGAAGGACAGGGGUGUGACACUGUUUUCGUGACACCGACAGCUCGAACAAUAGAUAUUGCGAAUGCAUGGGUUAUGAGAAAUGCAGUUACAUUGGUGGUCUCUCCGGUGACCUGUGGAAGCAUAGCCGAAAUGCUUAGGAAGUAUAUAUUUUUCACCGAUAACGUUGAAAUACAUGACAUCACCAAGGAAACAUGCUUGUUUGUACUAGUGGGACCUAACUCCAAAAAAGUCAUGGAGAAUUUAAAUCUUGGUGACCUUCUUGGACAACCAUAUGGCUCACAUAAACAUUAUAGUGUGAGUGGAAUGCCAAUAACUGUAGCAGUGGGAAAUGUCAUCUCUGAAGAAGGUUUUUCACUGUUAAUAUCACCUGCUGUUGCUGGUUCAGUCUGGAAAGCUAUUCUAAGUCAGGGCGCAAUCCCAAUGGGUUCUAAUGCUUGGGAAACAUUAAGGAUAUUUCAAGGAAAACCUGCUCCUGGUAAAGAGCUCACUAAUGAAUAUAAUGUUCUGGAGGCUGGUCUGUGGAACUCAAUUUCUAUGAACAAAGGGUGUUACAAGGGACAAGAAACCAUUUCUAGACUCGUAACCUACAAUGGCGUCAAGCAGAAUUUAUGGGGAAUUUGUCUCUCAUCACCAGCAGUGCCAGGCAGCCCCAUUACUGUUGAUGGUAAAAAGGUUGGGAAACUGACAAGCUAUGCAGCAAGAAGAAAGAAAUCCGAGCAUUUUGGUUUAGGCUAUAUCAAGAGGCAGGCUGCUGCUAAAGGAGACUCGGUAACUGUUGGAGAGAACGUUGUUGGAACAUUGGUGGAAGUUCCUUUCCUUGCUGGACAGUGUCCGCCAUCAAAGAGCUAGAAUCCUCUUCGUCUUCACUUCUCCUGCAGUGGUCAAAAGUAAGUUAAUGCAGUUUAAGUUGGCAAUGUGACAAAGGACAUAGCUUCUGCCCAUGUAAUCUUAUGUAAACUUUUUUGAUGCUCAACUUUAUAUCGAGUGAGAAUUCUUUGGCCAUGAAAACUGAAGAUUUUCAAACAUCAACACCUGUGUUUUGUGUUUUUGGAGGUGUAGAAGCCAAUAUUUCUUCUUCUUCUUCCUCAUUUAUUUAUUUUAUUAUUAUUAUUAUUAUUUUUUUCAUAUGUUGUUAAACUCCUAUCAGCUUUUUCAAUUUACUUUAAAAUAUUAUAUAUUUGUGGGAC
Messenger RNA from Cornus florida, 1712 nucleotides. RefSeq names its product putative transferase At1g60990, chloroplastic. Gene Ontology annotation, biological process: glycine decarboxylation via glycine cleavage system. The transcript has 12 exons. Lineage: Eukaryota; Viridiplantae; Streptophyta; Magnoliopsida; Cornales; Cornaceae. The coding region runs from base 43 to 1374 and encodes 443 amino acids. Gene Ontology annotation, molecular function: protein binding; aminomethyltransferase activity. The record is from RefSeq and is a predicted model, not a curated record. Gene Ontology annotation, cellular component: mitochondrion.